Molecule: messenger RNA, 2421 nt
Organism: Cherax quadricarinatus
Lineage: Eukaryota; Metazoa; Arthropoda; Malacostraca; Decapoda; Parastacidae
Source: RefSeq, a predicted model, not a curated record
AUGAGACUAGAGCCUUUUAUACUUGUGAAGGCAGCAGAAGUACAGCAAGUGAAGGUGGAGCCCCAGAGAACCUUGAACCCGGCAAACAGAAGUACAGCAAGUGAAGGUGGAGCCCCAGAGAACCUUGACACAGGCAGCAGAAGUACAACAAGUGAAGGUGGAGCCCCAGAGAACCCUGACACAGGCAGCAGAAGUACAGCAAGUGAAGGUGGAGCCCCAGAGAACCUUGACCCCAGGCAGCAGAAGUACAACAAAGGAAUGAAUAAAAGUAGGAGAUAUAGAGGAAAGAGGAGAAAUAAAGCACACACGGAAUUAGACAAAGUAAACAUAAAGAAAGAACAGGAAAAUAAUAAAAGUAAUAAAAGUAUCGAUAAGAAGAAGAUGAGGGAAAAUCUUGUAGAAAAUAAAAGCCAGAAGGAAAGUAAAGAAGACAAGAGUUACAACGGAGAGAGAAUAAAUAAAAACAGCAGAAAGAUAAACAAGAAGACAAACAAAAAUGUGAUAAAUAACAAAGUGCAGAAAAGAAUAGGCAAAGGUAGACUAAGAGAUAAAGAAACAGAGAAGAACGACACAGACAAAGAACAUCAAAGAAGAAGAGGAAAUAAAACGUUGAAAAACAACAGAAAAAACAUGAACAAUAGUAAACAGAAGAAGAAAAGCGGGAGUAGAAACACCGCAACAAAGAUGAAGAAUGAAAAAAAUACAAGAAAGACUAUAAAGAAGAUAAUGAAGAAUAAGAGGAAGAAUAACAAUAAUAAGAUAAAGAAUUUGAGUAAGAAAAAGAAAAAUCAAAGUAACAAGAAUAUGAAAAAUAAUGAGAAAGAAGGAAAAACGAAGAUAGAGAGAACAUCUAAGAAUAAGAAGCGUAACAGAAAGAUGGUUAACAGAGUAAUGAAGAAUAAGAAAGGAGGAACAAAGAAGGUUAGUGAAAAAUUCAAGAAUAAGAAAGGAUGGAAAAAGAAGAUAGAGAAACAGUUCAAGAAGAAGAAGCAGACUGGCAAUAAAUACAAGAUAAAGAAGAAGACAGGUAGAAAAUCUAAGAAUAUAAAAGAUGGAAAACAACAAGUUAAAAGAAAAUCCAGGAAUAAGAAGAAAAGAAAACAGGAAGUUGAUAAAAAAUCCAAAACAGAGAAUAAUGGAAGAAAAUCUAAGAACAAGAAGAGAAGAAAGAAGAAAAUUAACAAAAAAAUGAAGAACAAGAAGAGAAGAAAGAAGAAAAUUAACAAAAAAAUGAAGAAUAUGAAAACAGGGAAGCAAAAUUUAAGAAAAAAUACAAUAAAUAAGAAAAGAGGGAAGGAGAAGAAAGGUCAGAAAACUGAGAAUAAGAAGAAUGGAAGGCAAUCCAAGAAUAUGUUAAAGAAUAAAAAGAUUGGUGGUAAAUAUAAGAACAAGAAGAUUGGUAGUAAAUCUAAGAAUAGGAAGACUAGCAGUAAAUUUAAGAAUAAGAGGGAUGGCAGUAAACUUAAGAAUAAGAAGGCAGGCAAUAAAUUUAAGAAUAAGAAGAUUAAUAGUAAAUCUACAAACAAAAUGAUUGGUAAUAAAUCCAAGAAUAAAAAGGGUAACAGUAAAUUCAGGAUAAAUAAGGAAACGAAACAAGUUAGAAAGAUGUCUAAGAAUAAGAAGAGAAGGAAGCAGAAAUCCAGGAAAAAUAAGGAAAGGAAACAUGUUAGAAAGAAGACUAAGAAUAAAGAAGGAAAGAAGCAGAAAUCCAGGAAAAAUAAGGAAAGGAAACAUGUUAGAAAGAAGACUAAGAAUAAAGAAGGAAAGAAGCAGAAAUCCAGGAAAAAUAAGGAAAGGAAACAUGUUAGAAGGAAGACUAAGAAUAAAGAAGGAAAGAAGCAGAAAUCCAGGAAAAAUAAAAAAAGGAAACAUGUUAGGAGGAAGACUAAGAAUAAAGAAGGAAAGAAGCAGAAAUUUAGGAAAAAUAAGGAAAUGAAACAUGUUAGAAGGAAGACUAAGAAUAAAGAAGGAAAGAAGCAGAAAUCCAGAAAAAAUAAGGAAAGGAAACAUGUUAGAAAGAAGACUAAGAAUAAGGAAGGAAUGAAGCAGAAAUCCAGGAUAAAUAAGGUUGAGAGAAAAUCCAAGAAAGGACAAUAUAAGGAUGAUCCUUGCAAGAAGCUUCUGCAAGAUUGCAAGAACUUUGGUGGUCGUUGUGUCAGUCCAGAUAAGAAGUGUUUAACUACACACAAGACUUACACCAGAGGCUCCUGUCAGUCUUGCAAAUGUUGCAAACAACAAUGCAAGACGAAGAAGAAGUGCAAGAAGCGUGGAGGGAAGUGCAAGAAGACGUGUUCGGCGAGUGAGAGCGAGUUAUUGAAAGGUUGUAAAGGAAAGAAGUGCAAGUGUUGUGUGUUGGGCGACAGUAAAGAGAAUAAACUUGAUACUGAUAGUGAUAUAUUAUGUCUGGGGAUGUCUCCUUGA